Molecule: messenger RNA, 287 nt
Organism: Monoraphidium neglectum
Lineage: Eukaryota; Viridiplantae; Chlorophyta; Chlorophyceae; Sphaeropleales; Selenastraceae
Exons: 1
Source: RefSeq, a predicted model, not a curated record
CGGCAGCGGCGCGCCCGAGCCCAUGCGCCGCCCCUGCUUCCGCCAUCGUGGGGCGCCGCGCGCAGCGCCAGGACCGCUCGCCCCCGCGCGAUGCUGGCGGUCCGUCUUCCCCUGCCGCCGCAAGGGGCGGCGGCGUGCCCCUGUACGGCGCGGCGCGGCGCCGGCGCGCUGGGCCGGGGCGUCGUCCUUGGGCUUGCCCUCCAUCCCCCCUCUAUCUCGUGACCUCCGCUGAGUCCCGCCUCUUGAGGGGCGGCAGCACCUUCUCCGCGGAUAUGUAUGAGAAGUAG